AUGCCUUUUUCAGUAGGAUAUACUGUGAAUUCUUUUGGUAAAAGAAUUAGCACCACAACGAUACAAAGAAAUCCGUACAAUCAUAGUACGAGGCUUAAGACCGCGGACGGUCGAGACGUAUUACCGAAUUGUGAUAAACGACGCCGGGGACGCUACAUCAUGGCGUCCACCGACACAUCGACCACCAGCAGUCAAAUAUCCGCCGUAGCAGCUGAUGAACACAAGCGAACCGUCGACGAAGCAUUCUUGAACAAGAUGAAAGGCCUCGUCGAAAGGUUAAGGCUAGAUAACACAACCUUGAAGAAGUCGCUUGACAUCGAGCGGAGCGAGGUCCGAGCGCUUAAGGCCCGCCAUGAGAGCAUAGUCAGAAACUUAAAGACUGAAUACAAAAAGAAAGAAGAAUUUCUAGAAAAACAGCUAAGAACUGCAAAACCCGAUAAAGUAGACACUACACAGAUAACGGAGAACAGAUUAGUUGAAUUAAAGAAAUUAACAAUAGAAAUUGAGUCUUUAAAAACAGCGAAUAAGGGUCUUCAAGAAAAACUCAAGGUUGCGCAGGCGGCGGAGUGCGCACGUGCGGCGGAGUUGCGCGCGCAAUCGGUUAAGCACGCGGCUCUAGAACAAGCCGCGCGGAAAGACACGAGAGCACAGUGCCAUAAACUGCUGGAGGAAAUUAAAUCGAAAGAAAGGGUGAUUAUACAGCUGAGGCGGCAAGUAGCGCGGACGGCGAUUAACCCACAAAAUGAUCAGACGCAGAGAAUGGAUUGCGGAGCCAAUGAGCUGGGCAGGAAACUGCGAAUUGAUCAGGGGAAAGAUAAAAGCAACCGAGACGAUCUGAAAACAGAUAUACAACACAGAAAAGAAACAUUUUAUAGAGAGGCUCCGUCGGACGAAGACUCAGCCGUGUCGUCCGGCCCUGCUUCGCUGUCUCCCCAACCGCAAAACGACAUGUGGUCAUGUGGCCAAUGCCGUUCGUCGGCGGAGCGCGCGUCGGCGGCUGCGCGGGAGUGCACGCGACUCUCGGACGCGCUGCGCGACGCGCGCGACCAGCUCGAGCUCAUGGAGUUCAGGCUGUUAGAGUUAGAAGACGCUCAUCCCGACAAGGGUGCGCGGGACACCCUGACAGAUUCGGACUCAGGUUGUGUGUCCCCAGGCUCUCGUAUCAAGGACUCCGCUUCACCUGAACUCAAACGAAUGGAUUCCGGAUAUAAAUCCCCCCACGCUCCGAGCAGUCCCUGUAAUCCGCGAAGAAACCUGGGAACUCCACACGAUGACUUCAAAGAAGACUUUGCAAGAGCGCAAGUACUGGCUGACAUUUUGGACAAAACUUCCGAAACAACCAGUGAUUCUUUGAAAAGCAACCCCGUCAAAGAGCAUUUGGAACAGAUGAUCUUAAAUGCUGCAUCCGCGGAGGACAGGGCCUGUUUGGAACAAGUUCUUAUGCUGCUAUACAACCUGCAAACGUUGAGUAGUUCUGUCAGUGAAGACGAGUGCUAUCAGACUAAACCUCGCAGAAUAAGUGACUUGAGAUUCAAACAAGAAACUGACAUCUCCCAGAAAACUCAAAAGGCUGUCGCGACAGUAACACCGUAUCAACAGAAAGGAUAUAAAUGCGAGUCACUUGAGAGCCUCUGUAGCGACGAAAGAAAACCGAUUAAUAUUUUACAGGAAAGUGGUAUCUUUGAAGGUGUCGAAACAGAAUCAAAGAGUACUCAAACAGAUGUAAACGAUAGCUUUGAAUGUAGCGGUGAGCUAAACACCGAAAUACAACGACUGAAUAGUAUAAGAGAAAAAUUAGAGAGACAAGGAGUUAGGAAUAGGACAUUAAAUACGAAAGAAGAUGGAGAUGGCCUGGAGUGUAGGUGUGUGAAGUUAGGAAAGAAACACAAACAGUAUUACGAAAGAAGGCUUAAGUUUUUGGAGGGUAAGAUCUCGAUCUACGAAGCGGCACAAGACGUCAAAGAGGCAAAGCUUGCACAAAGAUUGCAGAAAGAGUUUCUCCUAGAAAAUCAAAUACAGGAACUUGAAACACAACUUUCAGAGUUACAAGAGAAGUACGAGAGAUUAGAGGAAGAUUGUUGUGAACUAGAAGAAAUCGAAAAUGACACCCGUUUACAUUGGCAGCAGCUUGAAAUGGACUAUGAGCUUUGCUCAGCACAAUUAAGAGACAUGACUGAGCAAAGAGAGUGUUCGCGGGCCCAAGCCGAACGGCUGCUGGGCGAGCUUAAAAAUAGAGAAUGUGCUUUGAGAGCCAGAGAGACUGAAUUACAAAAUCGCUUACAUAAAUUGGAGAGAGCAGUGCCCGCAUUGAUUGCAUGGAACGUUGUCCAAGUUAUUGGUGCGGACUUAUCAUGCGGUGGCAAGCGAGCUCUGAUGGAACGCAUGAGCGGGUACAGUCAAAACACUCGACAAGUCGUUGCACAGAUCCGGCAAGAGAAGCAACAACUGCAGGCUAAGUGUGGUGCCUUGGUUGCGUGGAACGAUAUCACUACCUCCUCCACGCCUAACACCAAGCAGUUACAGGCACAAGUCACUUCCUUAAUAUCAGAGAAAAGACAGAUAGAAACAAAAACCCAGCAAAUACAGCGCAGUCUAGAAACCAGGAUAAGAGAGCUUGAAGAGCAAUUAGAAUCAACAAGGAACCAGAUAAAAGCCACCGCCGCCGGAGCUGAGUGCAAGAAGGAAAGAAUUGAGGAGAAGAUCAGCGAGCUAGAGAAGCAGCUAAGAGGAGAACGUGCAAAUGAAGAUAAACCGGCGGAUCCUAUGAUGGGUAUGACGAUUCGAGCUCUCCUGGUAAGCGAACAGGAACUAAAGAACAGAGUAGCAGAAUUACUGAGAAGAGAGGCUGCAUACUUAGAGAUGCUAACACAAGCCGAUGACAUGUGGGCAGAAAUGGAGGGAGGUUAUAAGAAGAAAAUAAACGAAUCACAAGCCGUUGAGACGCAGUUGAAAGGACAUAUAAGAAAACUAGAAGGUGAACGUGAUCAAUGGAAAAAGUAUUUUGACCCGAUGAAGCAAAAACUUAAAGAAUUAGAAGAGUCAGAAUCAGGAAUGAGAAUUUCAUUAGAAAAAGCCGAAAGAGACGCUAAAGCUUUGAAGGAACAGAAUGCUAGCUUACUUGAAAAGUAUGCUCAAGCAGAUAGUGAGACUAAGAAAUCAGAGGCUGCAGUCAGAACCCUAAAUAAUAAAUUUAAGGCCGAAGUAGAUGAACUGCGUAAGUUGAACAAAGGUUUGGACGAGGAACUGCAGACUACGAAAGAAACUGUAAAAAAGGUCGAAACUAGGUACUUAGGAGACUUGGCGUCCAUCAGAAAGGAAUUGAAUCGAAUGUAUAAGAACAACCAAGAAUUAGAAGUCAACAACGGUGAAUUGAAGGAGGAGGUGGAAUCUCUGGAAAAACAGCUUGCUUUGACGCAGAAAGCUUUGACACAAUGCAAGAGGAAAUGUGACGAGAAAGUUAAGACUUUAAGUCAUGAGCUCUCAAUAAAAACUGAAGAGCUAGAAGAAUUAAGGAGUGAAACCAUGAGACAGUCGUUCCACGCAUCUCGAGUAGAAUUAAAGCCAGAAAAAACUGAAUACAUAGAUGAAGGUUAUUCGGUUUAUACGGCCGUACCAAAGAAGACAGAUUACGGGAGAAUGCAUCACAGUAUGAGUUACAUAACGUCGGAAUCGCGUUGCUCUUGUCCCUCAAUGAGGAGUCAACUGGUCGGGCAACUAAUAGAAGAUUUGUUCGAGAGAGUGCAUAAUACGGUUGAUGACGACUUGGGCAGAUUGUGCAGCGAGAUGAGCCUAAGCGAUAGUAUAGAUGUGACUGUUGAAACCAAAGCGAAAAUUACAAAUUACCUCUUAAUGGCUAUAUCAAAGGAGCUCGUUAGGUCAAUCGGGGAUGCUGAUGCUAAGACUGAUACAGAGGAGUGGCAGCGCGCGGCUUCGUCUCCGUACGGCGCGGCGUACAGCGGCGCGCUGGGCGCGGCGGUGGCGGCGGCCGGCAACGAGCGCGUGCUCGCCGGCGCCGCGCGCCUCGCCUCCGUCACGUGCGCCUGCGCCGCCGCGCGCCUCGCCGCCGCGCGCCCCGACCUCGCGCACGCCGUCAACCUUUGUCAGCAGGAAGUUCUAGAUCACGGCGAUGUUAAAAUUAUGGAGGAGCAAUUAGCGAAUGCGAUCGAAAGUAUUGUUAAUUGUCCAUCUUGUGCGUUGGGCACAAAUGCGAUAGUUUGGAGCACGGACGUCUAG
Messenger RNA from Arctia plantaginis, 4233 nucleotides. The record is from the annotation of a GenBank genome assembly. NCBI's taxonomy places the organism in Eukaryota, Metazoa, Arthropoda, Insecta, Lepidoptera, Erebidae.